Drosophila kikkawai is the source of this 4870-nucleotide messenger RNA. RefSeq names its product Protein tyrosine phosphatase 52F (gene Ptp52F). NCBI's taxonomy places the organism in Eukaryota, Metazoa, Arthropoda, Insecta, Diptera, Drosophilidae. Gene Ontology annotation, biological process: protein dephosphorylation. The record is from RefSeq and is a predicted model, not a curated record. Gene Ontology annotation, molecular function: protein tyrosine phosphatase activity; protein binding.
CAAAAACCCUUAGCCUUUGUGGUUCAAAAUAAAUUUAAAUUCUAAGUGCUUUGAUUAUACCUUUUUACUUGGGAACCGGGUUUUGUUUACAUUACAGUGCUGUUGUUCGCCCUACCGAGUGUGGUGAAUUCGCUUUUGUUGUUAUCUUACUCAAACACUUACGAUGGGAGUAAACUUUUUCUUAUCAGCGCCGAAUGAGCUUCAGAGACUAUUCAUUAUUCCCUUUCGCUGAGUGCUCCAGUGCUCAACAAACGCUCAGGGGAAACAGUUACAUUCAAGGCAGAAUUCGGUCGAUCCUUUCGAUUAUUGAAGUGCCGGAAUACCUCAGAAACCAACGAUCUUUUUUCAGCACAGCACGGGCGUCAGAAGCAAUGUGGUCCUAAGAUGGACACCACACACUGGAAGCCAAACAUCCAGGUAUACGGGCUGAUCCUGCUGACCCUGUGGAUAGCCUGGGUCCAAGGACAAUCUGAACUAACGGCAAAUGCCAUCAGUGGGAGUCAGGAAUUUGCAGAAAAGGUUGAGGUCAAUGUAGUGUCCACAGCUUAUACGCUUGCCUUUAAGAUCUCCGAUGGCACGGAAUAUGCCAUUGACAGCGUCACCUGUCGCAAUGGAAGCGGUACAGAAACCAAAGCCAACGAGGCUAAUGUGUGCGAAAGCCUAGAUCCCUGCACCUUCUACACCUGUGUGGUUAGCUUCCGUUCAAUUGUCGUUGGCACUCCGCCUCUUCCCGACCAAACUAUCUAUGCCUACACCGAGUACAAACAGCCCAGGACAACAAUGACCUCGGUGGUGCCCACAGCAAACACUAUUAAGGUUACUUGGCAGACCACCGAUCGCGCCUGCGUGGCGCUCUUCAAGAUUGAAGCCAAGGCGGCGGAUACUUAUUCCACGGAGCAGCUGAACGAUAAGAGCACACAUACCUUCAAGGGUGUAAAGUCCUGUCUGACGCACACCAUCACUUUGGUGACCCACAACAAUGCCAGUCAAGUGGUGGACCAAGACACCCAGAAUGUGGAUACUCUGUAUGCAGAGCCAGGCGAUAUAUCUAUGAAUAUCACUAACCUGGCCAACGGCAUUACGGUGGUUAAGUGGGGCGAUCCCAGCGAGGAGAACUGCAUCAGCAACUAUGUUUUCAAGUGGCGACGCGACGACUGCAUUCAAGAACCGGAAACGACCACAACGGAAGAUCCCAUGACAACGAGCUCUGGUGAGGAUUACACCACAGAUGCCAGCACAGAAGAACCUAGCUCUCCGGAGCAGCCAGAGUACAACAGUGUUGAAUGCGAAUGGAGUGACAUCUCUGCUGAUGGCAAGCUCAGGGAGUAUCUACUGACGGAUCUGCAAGGAUGCGAGCUGUACACCUUCCAGGUCUUUACUAAUGAAAACGCCACAGCCAAGGCCUUGCAGCAGUUUACAUCCGCGGAAAAGGUUUCCAGUGCUGUCUUCGAGCCAACUCAUAUCUCCAAUACCACGGAGCUGCGUUGGACAUGGAGCGAGCCCCAGGAUCAUCCCCGAUGUGUGGCCAAUUACAGUGUAAAGCUAUCGGGACCCAGCCAACGGCCUGCAAAUGAAACCACAGACUUGGUGACCCUGGAUAAGGUGGCUGUCUUCGAGAACCUAGAUCCAUGCGGCAUUUACACCGUAGAGAUAGUGCCCAUUUUGCUGAAUGGUAGCUCUGGAGCCAGGUACCAGGACCAAGGCACUGUCAGUGAAGAUCAGCCCACGCAAAUCCUGGAGCCCGUUCUGCUGCCCGAUUCCUUCUCGCUGGAGUUGACCUGGCUGACACCCGUCUAUGCGGAUCUCUGCAUCGAUGGCUACCGCCUGUCUGGCUGGAUGGAUGACGAUGUCACGGUGGUGGAGGUGGAGGCUCUCAGUGUCACCACCCAGAACACCAGCGUGGUCUUUAGCAAUCUUCUAGCUUGCCAAGUCUACAUCAUCCAGAUCAUCCCCUACACCAGGGAGAGCCUUGAUGGUCAGUUGCGGCAGGUCGAGGUGGAGACCAGGCCGGCCAUUGUCGAUUCCUCCAAGAUCACCCUCCAGCUGACGGGCAAGGGUUCGGCUUCGCACAGCCUGGAGUUAUCGGCCAACAAUGCGGAUUACAACAAUACCUGUCUGACCAUCUUUGCCUUCUUCAACUGCAGCACCACCUCAUCUGUACGCAAUCCGUCCGCGGAGCGUUACGUCGAGGGGCACAGCAAGCGAGGCUUCCAGGCCAAGCUCAGUCCGCUCUCCCCGUACACCUACUACUCCUGCAGUGUGACAUUGUACAAUGUAGCAGGACCUUCGCCGGUGAAGACGAUCCAUAAUCUCCAGACCGAAACAUACUUUCCCGAGCAGCCGCAGAACGUGACUCCACGUGACAGCACUCGGAGUAGCCUACAGUUCACCUGGGAACCGCCCACCUAUCUAAAUGGCCCGAUCAAGUACUACCAGGUCUUUCUGAUGCGCCACGAGGCCAGCUACUUUGUGCCGGAGGACUGUCCUGCAAUUGUUGAGGACUCCAAGCCGGAGACCAAGGGAGAUCUGAAUGCGAACUUCACGGGUUUGGCGCCAUCGGUGCGAUAUAUAUUGCAGGUUGCGGCCCAGAAUGAUUUUGGAAUGGGUGACUACACGGCGCCGGUAAUUGGCACCACUCGUCCGACAGUCUCCGACAACGUGACCCAGCUAUCCGUCUUGCCCCAGGGUCCGUUGAAUGACAACAAAGAGUACAGUGCGAACGUGACCAUCACCUGGACGGUUCCCUGCAAGUCCAAUGGCGAUAUUGAGUACUUCCAGCUGAGCUUCAGCGGAAGCCGGCCAAACUACAAACCGGUUGCAUUCCAGCGAAAUGUGGCACUGGACACGGAGAACCUCAAGGGGCGGAUGUCGUACACGGAGACCGAUAUGCAGCCGCAGUAUGCAUACACCGUACAGGUGGCCGUGAAGAACCGCGAAGUGGAGGAGCUCAGCGGAAGUGUGCCCGGUUCAUGGGAGUCACCAGCAGGAUUGCCUUCUGUUCUGAGCAAACAGGUAGUGGACGAAAUGAAAGUCAUCCCCCAGCAGACGAAUCACCCGACCAAGUCAGCGGUUGUUCGACUUCCGGCUGAAAUCUUGCAGUCCGAGUCCGGGGAGAUAACCUACAUUGCGCUUCUCCUCUCGAGCUGCGCUGAUGCACCGGAACUGCAGCACAAUGUCGGUGACAGUUGGCCCAACGUGUUGAACUACGAGCAAGCUGGAGGCGACGGAACAGGACCAUCUUGCAUCUUGCAAUACCAAACGACAGAGGAGCGCUGGGAACCGGUGGUCAGCACUAGGGCACGGCAGAGUCGGGACGUGGAUUUGGAGUCGCUGGAAAUAGUGUUUACCAUUGGCACCGACAAGUGCAACGAGGGCAAGCGCUUUUGCAAUGGGCCUUUGAAAGCGGACACGGAGUACAACAUGGUGGUGAGGCUGUUCACAAAGUCUGGUUACAGUGAUGCUGCUGUGGUGUACUUCAAGACGGAAGCGGCCCUUAAGGUCACGCUGAUCCUCGUGAGCGUGUGCAGCUGCCUAUUGCUGGCCUUUGUGAUUGGAUUGGCGGUGCUGUGGGUGCGAAAGCGAAUGGCCUGGCAUCGCGACUCCGGCCAGGGUAUCGAGGAUCCUUUUGGAAAUGUGAUUGCCAAGAACUUUGCUAUCUUCUAUGCGGAGGUGGCCAAGCCGGAGAAGCUGGCGCGCGAGUUCAAGGAGAUCACCGUGCAGGCUUUGGAGCUGAGCUAUGCCGCCUCCGAGUUGGGUUGCCAUAAGAAUCGCUAUGCAGACAUAUAUCCCUACGACAAGAAUCGAGUAAUACUCGACAUCGAUGCAGAGGGAUCGGACUACAUCAACGCCUCUUUUAUAGACGGAGACCCGAGGAAAAAGGAGUACAUAGCCACGCAGGGACCCAAGCCGGAGAGCAUAAUGGACUUUUGGCGCAUGGUCCUGCAGUACAACGUCCGAGUCAUUGUUCAGGUUACCCAGUUCCGGGAAAACGACAUUAUCAAGUGCCACGAGUACUUUCCAUACACCAUGAGGGGAUUAACAGUCACUAUCAAGUCCAAGGAGGUCUUUGAGCUGUAUGAUCGUACCGAACUCUCAGUGAUCCACGACAAGUACGGCCUGAAGGAGAAGGUGAUCCACUUCUACUUCAAGAAGUGGCCCGAUCACGGCUGUCCCGCGGAUCCUAUGCACCUAAUUACCUUUGUUAAAAAGGUGAAGGCGGAACGGCGGCCCAGCUACUCACCUAUUGUAGUCCAUUGCAGCGCGGGAGUGGGCAGGACGGGCACCUUCAUUGGCCUGGAUCUGAUCAUGCAGCGUCUGAAAAGCGAGUCGAAAAUUAACAUCUUCGAGACGGUGAAGAAGCUGCGGUUUCAGCGCAUGAAGAUGGUGCAGACCCUGCAGCAGUACACGUUCCUCUACGCUUGCACCUAUGAGCUGGUAAAACAAAAGAUUCCCCGAGCAGCCUUGAAGCUGGAGGGCCGUCCCAAGUCCCAAACGAUACCAGCCCUUUCGGCGCCCAAGAAGGUGAGCUUCCCGGACGUGGAAGUGGGCAGUGGGGAAGCGGAUGACCAUGUGUCCUCCGCUCCUAAGGCCGAUAAUAUCGAUGUGCCCACUCUGCAGCUGCCGACGCGGUACUCCGGCCUGCGGAAAAGCACUUCGCCACUUACGACGGGCAGCAAUGAGGCGGGCACGAGCAGCAGCAACAUGUGAAAGACGAGACAGCUGUGAUGUCCAAGGAGCUGUGUAUUUUUUGUAUUUAUUGGAUGUGUAUUGUACGAACAGAACGUAGCAGCAAUUAUAGCCAAAGAAAUGUUUUUAAAGCAUAACUAAAGCUUUUAAAGUGGAUAUAAAUUUUGCAUAUUGUAUUGGAAAA